Drosophila navojoa is the source of this 3305-nucleotide messenger RNA. It is a transcript of the gene CngB, whose product is annotated as Cyclic nucleotide-gated ion channel subunit B. Lineage: Eukaryota; Metazoa; Arthropoda; Insecta; Diptera; Drosophilidae. Gene Ontology annotation, cellular component: intracellular cyclic nucleotide activated cation channel complex; plasma membrane. The record is from RefSeq and is a predicted model, not a curated record. Gene Ontology annotation, molecular function: protein-containing complex binding; cGMP binding; intracellularly cAMP-activated cation channel activity. Gene Ontology annotation, biological process: monoatomic cation transmembrane transport.
GCCAGUGCCAGUGCGAAGCAAAUUUCUAGUCCGAGCCGGGCCAAGAGUGAAGUGUAAACAGACAGCAACAACAGCGGCAGCCAGAGCAAAAACUGACAGAAUGGCGCACUAAGCGAGACGACCCUGAACUUUGAACUGGCAGUGAACUUGCACGGAAGUCAAUACAAGAACAACAACAACAACAACAAGUAGGCAACAACAUGGCCAGCAAAGGUCGCAGUCGGAAGUUGAAUCAGCGCAGCGCGCAGCUCGAUACGGAGGCCAGUGCAGCGCUGCUGAAGUCAUCGCCGAACAUCUUGGAGAACUUUGCCUACGACGAGUUCCACGUGCCACGGGCACACACUCCACUGAAACGGAUGGCCACGUUGCCGGGCCAGGUGGCGCGGCCGGCGUCGCCGCGCUUCUGCGAGACGCUGGAGCGGCAUGCGUUCAUGCGGAAUGUGAUUAAUACACGGCCGGAGCCGCAGCGUCGCUACUCCACGCCUGGCGAGAAGGAGGCGAAUGUGCGUCGCAGCCUGGAGGAGAUCACCAAGGAUAUCAAGGAGAUCGAGCAGUUUGUCAGCGCCACGGAGCAGCUAAUGCAGCGCGAAAAGGAGCAGGAGUUGGCCAGCAGCCAGCGCAGGCGCGACAAGGAGAACAAGACACCCAGCCCGGCCAAGCGCAUUUGCUUCAAGAUCAACGCCUACAAGGCGCCCCAGCGCCGUCAGCGGCCGCACAGUCCACGCUUCUAUAAGUCGCGCCUGUACUUUCGCAACGGACGCAUCGGCUGCGUGGAUGCCGAGCGCUCCGGGCAGAUCAACAACAUCGAGAGCACCCAUGCGCUGGUCAAGCACAUACUGAAGCACGAGAAGCCGCUGGUCAGUCCGGACAGCGUGCGGCGCGUGCUGCAGCCGCAGUACGUGGAGCUGACGCCGCUGCCGGGCGCCGUGGACGAGCCGGAUCCGGUGGUCGCUCAGCGUGAGGCUGAGCUGCGCAGUGCCACGGGCCAGGUGCUGCUCGAUCCGCCGCCGGAGCCGGAUCAGUGUGACAGCAGCUCGCAGCCCAUCGAGGAGGACGAGGAUGAGAAGGACGUGCAGAUCUGUUACAAUGAGUCGCCGGAGCAGCAGAACAACGAUCGCAAUAUGAGAACGACUCGCUCCUCCUCGCUCAACGAGAGCGAAAUCGUUGCCGUUGUCGAGGAGCCGCAUCGACCCAGCAGCGCUGGCAGCCUCGACUCCCAGGGCCAGCAGUUUCUGCGGGAUCAGGUGCGUCACUUGGUGCGCCGCUUCACGGCGCGCGCCAACAAGGUGAAGUCGCGCAUCGAGCUGCCGCCGACGCCCUCGUCCAGCAGCGCCAGCUCGCCCACACCGCCGCCGACGCAGGCAGCGCUGCACGCGAGCACCAAGAGCUUGCAUCCCUCGCCCGAGCACAAGGUGCGCCUGGUGCCCGCCGGCCAAUCGCCGCAUCGCGGACGUCUCUUCGAGGCGGACACGCCGCGCUCCAACGUCUGGCUCUGCUCGAGCCUGUGCGGCGCCAACAACGACGAGCGCACCCUGGAUCCGCAGGGCAAGAUCUACAUCUCGUGGCUCUGUGUGGUCUCCUUGUCGUUCCUCUACAAUGCCUGGGUCAUACCACUGCGCGCCUCGUUUCCCUUCCAGACCAAGGCGAACACAAACAUUUGGCUCGCCUGCGACUUCUGUGCGGAUAUUAUUUACCUGCUGGACGUGGUUUUCUUCAAGCAUCGCGUUAUGUACCUCUUCGAGGGCUUCUGGGUCAAGAACAAGAAUCUAACGCGCAAGAACUAUAUGAGGAAGCUGCAGUUUAAGUUGGAUCUGCUCGCCUUGCUGCCGCUGGAGCUCUUCUAUUUAAAGUACGGCACUGGCGCUGUUUGGUUGCGUUUUCCGCGUUUCUUCAAGAUACAGAGUUUCUGGGAGGUUUUUCGACUCUUAGAUCGGGUCAUUUCCUCGCCACAUUUCGUGCGCGUGGCCAAGACGCUGACCUACAUGCUCUAUAUGAUCCACAUAACGGCCGCUCUGUAUUAUGCCUACAGCGACUAUCAGGGCCUGGGCCAGAAUCGUUGGGUAUUCAGCGGCAAGGGACAUCCCUAUGUGAGGUGCUUUGCCUUUGCCACCAAGACGGCGACGUCGAUUGGCAAGAAUCCGAAGCCGGAACGUCAGGGCGAAUAUGUUUUCAUGACGGUCGCCUGGCUAAUGGGCGUCUUUGUGUUCGCCCUGCUCAUUGGCCAGAUCAGGGAUAUCAUUUCGACGGCGACACGCAACAAGCACGAGUAUCGUCAGCUGGAGGACGAGACGCUUGAGUAUAUGAGACGACUGAAUCUCUCCAAGGAGGUGCAGUCGCGUGUCAAAAUGUGGUUUCAAUUCACCUGGGAGCAGCAGCGCACGUUGGACGAGUCCAACAUCUUGGAUGCCCUGCCCAUCAAUCUGAAGACGGACAUUGCCAUCUCGGUGCACAUCCAAACCUUGUCCAAGGUUCAGCUCUUCGCUGACUGUGAGGAGGCGCUGCUGAGGGAUUUGGUGCUGAAGCUGCGGGCCGUUACCUUCCUGCCGGGCGAUUUUGUGUGCCGCAAGGGUGAGGUGGGUCGCGAGAUGUACAUUGUGAAGCUGGGACAGGUCCAGGUCAUGGGCGGCCCCAGCAGCGAUGUUGUCCUGGCCACCCUCACAGAGGGCUCCGUCUUCGGAGAGAUCAGUCUGCUGGGCAUUAAUGGCGCCGAUCGUCGCACAGCCGAUGUGCGCUCCAAGGGCUACUCCAAUCUCUUUGUGCUGUCCAAGUCGGACCUGAACGAGGUCAUCGCCUACUAUCCCAAUGCCCAGGCGAUUCUCAAGAAGCGCGCCCGUCAGCUGAUGCGCAAGAAUGCGGCCCGCGAGCGGGAGGAAGAGGAGCGAGAGCGCGCCCGUAGCGCUCUGCAGGCAGACGUUGUCAUUGGCAACCCCAAGACACCCGAGACGCCUCCAAAACUCCUGCAAACGGUCAUCCAGGCGCUGCCCUACGAAUCGCCCGCUGUUGUCCUCAUCACACGCGGCUCGAAGCGGGUGCGCCGCAAGCGCCAAUCCCUGCAGAUGGAGACGAUCGUGGAGCCAACCAUGGAUGUGACCGGCUGUGCCGAGGCCGUACAGCAGGCGGGCAAUCCCAAUCGGGAUAGCCUAAUCUUGAAGCCGGGUCGCGGCUCUCCAGAUCUACUCUCAUCCAUACAGCAGGAGCUCAAGUCUAAGCAUAAAUUCAUCAAUCUGACCGAUUCGGAGAAGGCGCUGAUCAUCACGCAGUCGGCGAACAACUCGAUGGAGUGCGUGCAGGAAGAUGUUUAGUCA